This is a messenger RNA of Phytophthora sojae, 291 nucleotides long. RefSeq lists its product as hypothetical. The transcript has a single exon. Lineage: Eukaryota; Oomycota; Peronosporomycetes; Peronosporales; Peronosporaceae. The record is from RefSeq and is a predicted model, not a curated record. The annotation marks the transcript as partial.
GCAGCUCAAGCGAUUAUCGCUAUCAUUUACACCUUUUUCAGCGUUGUUUUCACACGAUGUUCAUCCGCACAACGAUUCGCGCUUCUUCUGAUUCUUCCAGUGAUGAAAAUUAUUCUGAAACGACUAGUUGCCCAAGUGAUGUCAGAAAAUCCAGAUUCCAUCGCAGGCGUGGUUGUCUUCACUGUGGAUGUUUUCAAUGGUUUAUACAGCUCGAUCUGUGUACAAGCGUCGGGUUCGUGGUUGAGUUUGUAUUUGAUUAUUAGCUUCACCGUUGUGCAAACGCUGCUGUCU